AUGGAUGUGCACGCAGCUGCCUUGAAUGGUGAUGUAGAAGAUGUUCGCCGAUAUAUCGCGGGCUCGGGUGAUCCGAACAUUCUCAACGAUGCUGGCAUAACGCCGCUGCACAGUGCUGCCGUACAGGGGCAGUGGGAAGUUAUCCGUGUGCUUGUCGCCGCGGGGGCCGACACAGACCUGAAGGUGUGCCGUGAUGGAGGAAAAGGAGGGGCGACUCACGACGCUUCUCCGCUUCUUCUGGCCGUUGUUGGUGGACAUCUGGAAGCGGCACGUGUUCUUUUGGAAGGCGGGGCGGAGGUGGGAGCGAAGAACUCGAAGGGUCUCACCCCGCUCCACGUCUCCUGCCUCAAGCCCAACCCCGAAAUGGUGUCGUUGUUGCUACUUUGGGGGGCCGACACAAACGCCCGGGACAGGAAGAAGAGGACCCCAGAACAAAUCGUAGACGCAGCUUCUGUUGAGUCGGACGCCGGUGGAACACAGGGUCCAGCAGAGGUAGAACAACCUGCUUCAUCGGUCAACGUUCACUCUAAUAAUCAAGCACCAGCAGGAGCAACUGCAGCAAGCGCCCACGACGCGGCUUCGGUGGUAACUGCGCCGGCAACCGGGGGUGGGAAGGGCGGAGCAGCGGGAGCGCCGGCGGCGACAUCUGCCGCGGUAGAAUUCGCGAGCCGCGCGGUUUUGGAGGGAGAGUACGAGCUAGAAAAGAUCGGUCAGAAGUUCUACCACAAGUACUCCGGGAACUCUGCUGGAUACAUGGAUCGAAUUCGACCAUAUGCACGACAGGUGGUGGAGGUCUGCCAGUGGCUCCACCGCCUGGGCAUUGUGUGGGGAGACGUGAAGCCCGAAAACUUCGUGGAAGGGCAGGACGACGAUCUAAAGGCGAUAGAUUUCGACUCGGCGUGCAGUCUCUCCGGGGGUAUGGCCUCCCUGGACAAGGACGUCGCAGAACGUGUUCAGCGUCGCUUCAGUGCCGAUCAUGUUCUCACACCCAGGUACUGCGCGCCUGAGCGAGCGCGAGCGUCGGUGUCGGGAGAGUCCUGCCUAGCCACCAAGGCAACCGACAUCUGGUCCGCAGGGAUGGUGCUAUUCUGGCUCCUCACCGGGCAGGACUACUUUGAAAACGGUCUGGCGGAUGAGGAGGUGGUGAUGACCCUGUGCUCAUCGGGGUUUACUGUGUCGUUGGCGGGCGUCGACCCAAAACAAGAGCAGGCUAGGAACUUGUUGGGGACAAUGUUGAGCCACAUACCCCAAGGGCGGGGGAGCAUGGACAGCGUCCUUGGUCGGGCUUUCUUUGCCGGAGGUGCGAGCGUGACCGCGGCAAAAAUGCAGGCAGAUAUGGCGGCCUCGCUCGGAGGCGUUUCUUCGCGACUCGAAGCCACCAUCCGAGAAGAAGGCGGCGCAACUAGAUCGCUACUGGAUGAAAGCAUGAAACGGCUCGAGUCCAGGGCCGACGAGAUUUUGAGCAAGCUGGGGAGGAUGGAUCGUAUGCUGGACCAUUUGGUGGACGGGAACGCAGACUGCCCCCGUCUGUUCGUCUUGACUCCUGUCGAAGGAUCUCAAGAGAUAUGGAAGCCAGAUACGUGGUUCUCGGACUACAACUUGCUCACCUUCCUGUGCGCGCACGACCUAGCGCCGAUUGGCAAGGGUAUCAAAGUCCCAUGCCCUAGGAGCAACCUCGAAAAAUGGGCACCAGCCAUUCAGGCAAGCGCUUUCGUCUUGAAGCUGGGGUCCAAGGCAGCAUGCAUGACCGUAGGAGUCUCGCCUGCGGCCGUGGAUGGAAUGUCGGCCGCGUUAGGGAUCAACUUUCUCGCUGGACGGAAGGUGUCAGCAGCACUACGUUCGGCCGCUGGCAAGGCCUUGGGCGACGUCAAGGGCUCCAGGUCUGAAGACGCCAAGCACGACACUGCCGGGAACCAGACGUUGCGGACCGAAGAAAGGUCGGAAACGCCGGACGAAGAAGAGGGACGGAUACUAACAGGGGAAGCGUACGAGGCCCUGGUGUCCUUUCUGGACGAAAAUGUCCCGUCAUGGAGAGCAACGUUGGCUGUGGAUAUGACCAAGGCGAUCAGAGGGGAUGGAAAGGCAAGCGUUUGGCGGAGUAUCCCUAGCGAAAUCACUUGACGGAGUAUCCUUAGCGACGACGGUGACGGUGUGUGGACACACUACGCCUAUCGUCGUUCGCACGUCCUUGAACCCAGACUUUGUACAAUGCCACAAGGCAAGGUAGCGAUCCAACCCGUUGAACAGGCAUCACAAUGAUCGGAGCGUCUCGAUUGGCCUGCUCUUUCAACUCAUUUGGUGUGCGCUUGGAAGCGAAAUUAAUGAUUUCCUAAAACCAACGCAUGGCAUAGGUGUCUUGGACGUGUCACGAGCAUGUAUCCGCGUGGAAUCGGUCUGGUUCCGUUUCAACCGUGACGGAGGAAGGCGGGAGCGACUGCCGAACAACUGGCGCAGCGAUAUCCUCCUCGUCACCUCUGGACGCUGGUGGUCCCGAUACGAGCGAUGCACAAGGUCUCAUGAUUGACAAGGCCUCGGUGGCCAUGACACGAGCGAAAGAUGCCCGGGAGGGCGCUCCAUCACUUCUUGACACAGGAAGCAGAAGUGAAGCUGGUAGCGACAUGCCCGUCGGCCGUGGCAAUAAUCGGAAGCAAGGGAAAUCACUUGGGGUGUUUGCGAAGAUCAAAGGGCGUUUAGGGCGUCACGCGGGGUAGCAUAGAAUCCUGUUCAGAAGAUCAAUAUUAUUGUGGCGAGAAACAUUUGCUUCCGUGGGGGUCAGAGAAACUGACUUGUCGUUUCAUCUCCUCAUGAUGCCCUGCACCAUUACGAACGAUCUGUUGGCCAAUGUGGCAGCUACGUCCAUGCCAGCAUCGCGGUUAGACAGCUAGACAUCGUCGUGAGGCGGCGGAGCUGACUACCUUGGCCUGGCAGGAACUGAAAACCUAAAUGAGUUGUGGUAGUCACAUGGUCAGCCCAUGGUAUACGACGCAGAGAAGCUUUACGGGUGCGCACGAAAAUACUAUGGUACAGUCAUUCGUUCCUUUCAGUGAUAAUCGAAUUCGUCCUGACCUUCAUGGGAAGCAGAAAUAUCCUUUGCCCGAUUUGGUGCUCAGAAGAUGCGUCUAGGAGCAAUACGAUCAGCCAGCGUCCAGACUUCUUUGGUAAAUAUUUACCAAAGUUUGUCCACCGCUCGCAGGAGACCUCACCAACAGUGCCCCUGUGCCAUAAUUAACAAACGCUGUUUAUCCUUUCACCCUUCGGUAAUCAAUUCCACGACCGUUGUACGUAAAAACAGGCAGGAAAAUGUGCUAGGUACGAACAACUUUGGUUCAUUUUCUAAAUGUUGAGGUUUACAUGCAUUUUCUCCAAGCUACCAUCUAUAGGUUUAACCCCACCUUUGGCCAUAGCCUGGUUGCAACAUUCCAAUCCCCCAAAAUAGCAAAGCAUACAGCACACGCAAAGACUCAUUCGCGCCCAACCCCAAAGGAUCAAAACGCCCAGCCCAAUCCUACUUCUCAGGCCUCUAGCGACCUGGAAAGCAUUGUAUACGUUCGACGUCGAACGUGUAAAUGUAACGAACGAGCGUUUUUCUUUCGAUGAUAACACUCCCUAGGCUCAUUUGAUUCCCAGAUUUUCCUCUUAUCUACUGUUACAGUUGUCCCUAAAACAACCCCGAGUCCGUCCAAGUCAAAUGUCGACCCAAAUCGGCGGACACAACAACCUCAACCGGUCCAAGCCAGCAUGGCUUGGCACUCCAAAUAAGUCCUACUGAUACAUUCAGGCUAACUACAGGAUAGCAAACAACUCCUGCCUUAUCGACCUCGGUGUCGAGAGGCGGGCCGUUUC
Molecule: messenger RNA, 3843 nt
Organism: Ectocarpus siliculosus
Lineage: Eukaryota; Phaeophyceae; Ectocarpales; Ectocarpaceae
Source: the annotation of a GenBank genome assembly